AUGGCAGAACUCAACGAUGCGCUCACCCAUCUAGGGCCUGUGGACUGGAACGACGUGCCUCAGGACAAUCUCGAACAAUACCUCACAGACACCUUCGCUGCCGGCGAGCUGAUAUGCAACUCCGUACCGCAGGUCCCCGAAGGGACGCCCUUUCACGAUUCGAAGCCUCAUCACCAUGAACCGAACACGGCAAAGUCACAUAAAGAGAUGCACUCUUCCCAUGCUCGAGGUCAUCCUCCGCACGAAGAACACGCAAAGCUGGCGAAGCAAUGGGGCAAGCCUAUGAAGUUCAAGAAAGAGACGAACCCUUUGGACGUCUCCCUAUACAAGAUGGCAGGCCACGACCGACACGGAGCAUGGUUCGCACGAAGAAGUGUACAUGAAGGACUAGGCUUCGACAAGUUCAAGCGUGCCAUGUUGCGCGAGUUCCCGCAAUCUCUCUCGGUCGAAGGAGGACCAGGAGCUGGAGCGAUUCGAGGCCUGGCCGCUGAUCGGCGGCUAGAGCGGAUCGAUGUGAAAGGUGUGGGAAAGCUUGAGGUAUACCAGCUGAGCUCAGUGUUCCCUGGUCCAGUGACACCCAGAGACUUUGUGACAUUGCUGCUGAGCAGUGAUGGCGUUCUCACGGAUAAGAGUGCUGCUGAGCUUGAAGGAGGCAAGAGGCACGUGCCGAGACACUUCAUGCUCAUAUCGAAACCUGUUCAGCAUCCUGAUGCGCCCGCCCGCUCGGGUCUGGUGCGAGGUCAAUAUGAAUCGGUGGAGCUCAUUCGUGAGGUCCCACUUGCGCCGUCGAAAUCGAAGUCUACUCCUAACCUGCUGUCGAGCAAUGGAACUUCAGAACAGCACACACGAGAGCGCGGCCAUACUGUAGGCACUGCGAAUGUAAAGGGAGCAAGUGCAUCGGAUCAGCAUCUGGACGUUCCUGGCUCCUCAGGCGAAGGCGAUCCGGAGCUCAAUCCAGUGGAGUGGAUCAUGAUAACACGAUCAGAUCCAGGUGGCGGCCUGCCUCGAUUCCUGGUGGAGAGGGGUACGCCAGAGCCUAUGAUUCAGGAUGUACACAAGUUCUUUGACUGGGCAUGCAGUCUGGAUCACAGACCACAUCCGGAUGAAGGCUUCGAAGAACAGGAGAAGGAGUCCAUAUCCAAUGCACACACAACGGACCAAGUUUCCACGCAGACGACAUCGUACACACCAAAUGGGGAUAAUCAGGAAGAAAGCAAGCUAGCGCCACCAAUUCGGUCGGCGACAGGCCCAGUACCACGACCAAAUUCGCAAGGCGGCAUCUUCAACAACAUCACGAGAGCCAUCGGGACAGGCAUAGAUACAUAUGCGCCAGCGGCUGUUGCUGUUGCUGAUAGAGUCAGCCCUUACCUCAAUUCCGGUGAGGUUGAUUCGUCUGACGAUUCAUCCGAUACUUCUUCUGUCGACUCGUUCAUGUCCGCGGAAGAAAUGCGCAGGAUUUCCACCGCCCCAGAAGAGCCCAAGCGACCUACCGACUCAACGGACGUGCUGAGCAUAGCGAGUGCCGACCUGUCCGACUUGCCUAAGGACACGAAAGACAUGAGCCACCACGAGAAGGAAGUCUACAAGAUCACGCAGAAACGCGAGCGACUCGAGCAGCAGCUUGCAAGAAAGCGUAUGGAACAAGAACAGAAGCUGAAACAGACUCAAGAAAAAGGAGAGUCAGAAAGCUCCAAGCAGAAGGAAGAGAUGGAGAAGAAGCUCAAGAAGACUGAAGAGAAGCACAAGAGAGAGUUGGAGAAGCUGGAGCAGAAGAAGGCCAAAGAGCUACGCAAAGUGGAAGACAAACGAAAGAAGAAAGACGAGCAACAUAAGUUAUCGCUGGUCACACGAGAACGCGAUGAGUUCAGGUCGCAAGUUGAUCUCUAUAGAAGAGAGAACAGCCUGCUGCAGGAACAAGUUGCUGACCUUCAAAAGCAGAAUACGCUGAUGGCGCAGAAGCUUCAGCCUGAGGCGUUGCAGAGUGUCAAGGAGGAAUUUGGGCGCAACAGAAAAGGCAGCAUGAGGAGCACCAAUAGUGCGGCGAGCUCGAGGAGUAAUGAGAGGAAGAUCGAUGCGGUCUCAUAG
Fulvia fulva is the source of this 2085-nucleotide messenger RNA. RefSeq lists its product as uncharacterized. NCBI's taxonomy places the organism in Eukaryota, Fungi, Ascomycota, Dothideomycetes, Mycosphaerellales, Mycosphaerellaceae. The transcript has a single exon. The record is from RefSeq and is a predicted model, not a curated record. The coding region runs from base 1 to 2085 and encodes 694 amino acids.